This is a messenger RNA of Lathyrus sativus (Indian pea), 498 nucleotides long. Lineage: Eukaryota; Viridiplantae; Streptophyta; Magnoliopsida; Fabales; Fabaceae. The record is from the annotation of a GenBank genome assembly.
AUGAUGUCUCUCACGCUGCCGCAAAUAUCACCGGUCAUGUGUUUGGCGGCACUUCGUCGGCAAGAAGCUACCGUGAAAACAACCGACCAAAAGCCAGCACAAAACUUAGGUUUCCGCGGAGGCAAGAAAAAGGAAUCGCCAUGGCAUUGUGUAGAAGGCUGUGGGGCAUGCUGUAAGCUUCAAAAAGGUCCUUCUUAUCCAUCCCCGGAAGAAAUCUUCACCAACACUUCAGAUGUUGAGCUCUACAAUAGUUUAAUAGGACCUGAUGGAUGGUGUAUUCAUUAUGAAAAGAGUACUAGAAAAUGUUCCAUUUACCCGGAUCGGCCAUAUUUCUGCCGCGCAGAGCCUAAGGUGUUUAAAUCAUUAUUCGGAGUUAAAGAGAAGAAUUUCAACAAAGAGGCUUGCAGUUUCUGCAGAGACUCCAUUAAGGCCGUUUAUGGUUUCAAUUCAAAGGAGCUUCAGAGUUUUGACAAAUCAAUCAAGAGUUCUUCUGGUUAG